AUGGCGAUAAUCUCUGAUUUCGAAGAAGACCAGAAGGAGAUGAAGCCCUCCCCUUCACCAUCGUCCUCCGCCGUGACGGCGUCGUUUACCGCGACCUUCGACCCUUCCAAUCCCCUAGGGUUUUUGGAGAAAGCUGUCGACUUUGUUGCGCAUCAGAGCGAUUUUCUCGAGAAAGUGACCGCGGAGAAGGAGAUUUUGUCGGUAGUUCGAGCCGCGAAGGCGAGGAAGGCAUUGGAGAAGAAGAAGAUCAAGAUUGAGGAGGAGACGAAGAAUAUCAAGAUUGAGGAGGAGGCGAAGAAGGUAAAGAUUGAGGAGGUGGAGGAGAAGAAGCCGAAGGUGAGCCAAGUGCCGAAGAAGGAGGUUAAGAAGGAAGAGGGCAAGUCUCCAAUUGAAGUGGAUAAGGAGGGUAAUGGCGCCUUAGGUACCGACCUUUCUCUGUGUAUCAUCUGUUUGGGUAAAUUCUUGUUGGCUUAUGUUCUGGUUAGAUUGUUUGUCUGGGAUAAAUUCUUGUUG
This is a messenger RNA of Morus notabilis, 513 nucleotides long. RefSeq names its product protein BOBBER 2. The annotation marks the transcript as partial. The record is from RefSeq and is a predicted model, not a curated record. NCBI's taxonomy places the organism in Eukaryota, Viridiplantae, Streptophyta, Magnoliopsida, Rosales, Moraceae. The transcript has 2 exons.